Molecule: messenger RNA, 708 nt
Organism: Macrosteles quadrilineatus (aster leafhopper)
Lineage: Eukaryota; Metazoa; Arthropoda; Insecta; Hemiptera; Cicadellidae
Exons: 7
Coding region: 75-566 (163 amino acids)
Source: RefSeq, a predicted model, not a curated record
GCACAGUUUAGUGUAGUGGGAGUUGUAUUUUGAAGAAUAUUGAGCAAGCUCUGGAAUAUUUAUGGAUAAGAAGGAUGAAUUGUCAAAUUUUCUCCAGUGCAAGAUGCAUUUUAUAUUACACUGCUCUGAAAGUGGUUGGGCUGAUAGUUUUGUUUGACUGCAUAAGCUAUAUCAUAAGUGACACAAUACAUUUACUGGACCCUGGUCUAAGACUAUAUUUCUGCCAUGAAAUGGAAAUACUUGUCACCUCACUUCGUUUACUGGCGUUUCUCACUAUUCUCAGGACAGUGUGGAAUGUUCGCAAACAUGAGUUUUACAAAAUCUUCAACAUAUUCAGCCCAGUCCUACCAGCUCCACAGUUUUGGAUUCUUUGUUGGAUAAUGGGAUUCAUCAUCGGAAGUAUUUUGGAGCACUGUGUUCUUGUACUUGCACCAAAGUAUUCCUGCAAUGUCAGAAAAUUGUGGGACAUUAUUUGCUGCUGUGCAACAUACUAUUAUUCAAGAAGGUACAAGAACUGCCUGCAUGACGUACCUUAUCAACAGUUGUUAGUAAAAGUAGAUCGGUAAAUAUUCAGGAAAUAAUAUAAACCACAUGUUUUUAAUAAAAAAUGAAAAUUAAUCAUACAUGAUCAUAUUGUCAUUUUUACAGUAAAUUCCACCCAAAUCGUAUGUUUUGAAUUUUACGUGCAAUAUCUCGCAGAUAAAAAUA